AUGCAGGUGUCAACUAGGGGCCUAUCAGGGGCCAAUUAUCAUUCUUCGGGUCAGCAUGGGGGCUACACCACUUCAUCAGCUUCUGUUCAGCGACCUACGCUGGACCGUUCUUGUUACGAGUGUGGUGAGCUAGGGCAUAUUAAGAGGUUUUGCCCCAGACUCAGACAGGGUGGUCAGGGGACUCAGUAUCAGGCUCCCCGAGCUCCAUUCGCACCAGAUAGGGGAGGCAAGGACCGUGUACAGGCAGGGCGGGGCGGCCACACCGCGGGUAGGGUGGCGCUCGGCCCUAACAGGGGAUCUCGGCUAGGUAGAGGUAGACAGCAGCUCGGUAGGGGCGGGGCUCAGACUGGACAGGGUAAUCGCAAUGGUUCACAGGCUACAGGAGGGCGCGGUCACUUGUACACCUUCCCAGGUAGACCCGAGGCUGAGGCCUCCGAUGCCGUCAUCACAGGGUAUCACCAGUUAAAGAUUCAGGCAGAAGAUGUUCCUAAGACGACCUUCAAGACCAG
This is a messenger RNA of Lycium ferocissimum, 509 nucleotides long. RefSeq lists its product as uncharacterized. The annotation marks the transcript as partial. Gene Ontology annotation, molecular function: nucleic acid binding; zinc ion binding. The record is from RefSeq and is a predicted model, not a curated record. The transcript is spliced from 2 exons. Lineage: Eukaryota; Viridiplantae; Streptophyta; Magnoliopsida; Solanales; Solanaceae.